AUUUUUUGUGAUAAGAUGACAUCUGUAUUUCAGGGGUUCACCAAAUUUAUACAAGUUGGCCGCGUGGUCUACAUGGCCUCUGGCCCUUUGCAGGGCAAGAUAUGUGCAGUUGUCAAUAUUAUUGACCAGAAUAGGGUGCUGGUGGACGGACCAUGCACGGGUGUGCGCCGACAGGUGGUGAACCUCAAGAACGUGCACAUCACCACGUUGCGCAUCCGCAUCCCGCACACGGCUAGCACGCCGAUGGUGCGCGAGCAGUGGGUGGGCCGUCACGUCAGCGAGACGUGGGAGGACAGCCGUUGGUGCCGCAACCUGCGCGCCAAACAGCGUUCCCAGAGCCUCACUGACUUUGAGCGCUUCAAGCUGUGGAAGCUGCGCAAGGCCCGCACGGCCAUCAUCCGCGACGCCUGCUCCAAGCUGAAGACGGAGAUCAAGAAGAGCAAAGCCGCUAAGACUGGCAAGAAGGGCGGCAAGAAGGCUGCCAAAAAGCCAGUGGCGAAGUAAUCAAUACAAUGGUGAACAGUU
This is a messenger RNA of Pollicipes pollicipes, 525 nucleotides long. RefSeq names its product 60S ribosomal protein L14. Gene Ontology annotation, biological process: ribosomal large subunit biogenesis; translation. The record is from RefSeq and is a predicted model, not a curated record. Gene Ontology annotation, cellular component: cytosolic large ribosomal subunit; ribosome. Lineage: Eukaryota; Metazoa; Arthropoda; Thecostraca; Pollicipedomorpha; Pollicipedidae. The coding region runs from base 16 to 504 and encodes 162 amino acids. The transcript is spliced from 3 exons. Gene Ontology annotation, molecular function: RNA binding; structural constituent of ribosome.